This is a messenger RNA of Seriola aureovittata, 4349 nucleotides long. RefSeq names its product gamma-aminobutyric acid type A receptor subunit beta3 (gene gabrb3). The coding region runs from base 97 to 1605 and encodes 502 amino acids. The record is from RefSeq and is a predicted model, not a curated record. The transcript has 10 exons. Gene Ontology annotation, molecular function: neurotransmitter receptor activity; extracellular ligand-gated monoatomic ion channel activity; GABA-A receptor activity. Lineage: Eukaryota; Metazoa; Chordata; Actinopteri; Carangiformes; Carangidae. Gene Ontology annotation, biological process: chemical synaptic transmission; nervous system process; signal transduction. Gene Ontology annotation, cellular component: synapse; neuron projection; membrane.
GGGGGGGGAGCGCCAGAGUUGAGCACCGUGGCUUCUUCAUUCAGUCAUUUGUUGACCGCUGGACAGCACCCACCCCUCCAGACACCGCGCAAAGGGAUGUGGGGAUCCCGGAAAACAGGGCUCUUUGACUUUCUCUCUCUGCCGCUGGUCGUGGCGGUGAUGUGCUGCGCUCAGAGCGUCAACGAGCCGGGGAACAUGUCUUUUGUCAAAGAGACCGUGGAUAAACUGUUGAAAGGAUAUGACAUUCGUCUCCGACCAGACUUUGGAGGUCGACCGGUUGCUGUUGGCAUGAGUAUAGACGUGGCCAGUAUAGACAUGGUGUCAGAAGUCAACAUGGACUACACGCUGACUAUGUACUUCCAGCAGUAUUGGAGAGAUAAGAGGCUGGCCUACGCAGGGAUCCCUCUCAACCUGACGCUGGACAACAGAGUAGCAGACCAGCUCUGGGUCCCUGACACCUACUUCCUCAAUGACAAGAAGUCCUUUGUGCACGGUGUCACCGUGAAGAACCGUAUGAUCCGACUCCACCCGGACGGCACUGUUCUCUACGGCCUCAGAAUCACGACGACGGCGGCCUGCAUGAUGGAUCUGAGGAGAUACCCGCUGGACGAGCAGAACUGCACUCUGGAAAUUGAGAGUUAUGGUUACACAACAGAUGAUAUAGAGUUCUACUGGAAAGGAGGAGACACUGCAGUGACCGGGGUGACGCGCAUCGAGCUCCCUCAGUUCUCCAUAGUCGACUACAAACUGGUCUCCAGGAAUGUGGUCUUUUCCACAGGUGCCUAUCCUCGACUGUCUCUGAGCUUCAAGCUGAAGCGAAACAUUGGAUACUUCAUCCUGCAGACGUACAUGCCCUCCAUCCUCAUCACCAUCCUAUCUUGGGUGUCAUUCUGGAUAAAUUAUGAUGCCUCGGCUGCCAGAGUUGCAUUAGGGAUCACCACUGUCCUGACCAUGACAACCAUUAACACCCAUUUGAGAGAGACUCUGCCCAAGAUCCCUUACGUCAAAGCUAUCGACAUGUACCUGAUGGGCUGCUUCGUGUUCGUCUUCCUGGCUCUGCUGGAAUACGCCUUCGUCAACUACAUCUUCUUCGGAAGAGGUCCUCAGAUGCAGAAGAAGCUGGCGGAGAAGGCACAGAAGGCGAAUAAUGAGCGGAAUAAAUUUGACAGGCCAAAGUCCUUUCUGGAAGGAGGCAAUUGCAAGUCUUCGUCCGUUAAACAGUCCAAUCAGGUACAAGAGCGUCGUCACUCACGACGGGUCGACUCCCAGGGGAACAUUUUGCUGACAACCUUGGAGAUCCACAACGAGGUGGGAGGGAACGAGAUCACAACCACCGUGAGCGAGACUCCCAACUCUUCCUCCAUGGUGUUCGACAACUCGGGGGUCCAGUACAGGAAGCCGAGCGCGCCGCGGGAGCCGGGUCGCCUCAGCCUGGACAGGAACGCACAUCUAAAGAAGACCCGCCUGAGGAGACGGUCCUCGCAGCUCAAAAUCAAAAUCCCAGACCUCACCGAUGUGAACGCCAUCGACAGAUGGUCACGGAUAAUAUUCCCCUCCGCCUUCUCCCUCUUCAACUUAAUCUACUGGCUUUAUUAUAUCAACUAAUGCACUGGUGUUUGUUUAAACCCGUCUCUGUCUCAUUCUUGUUUCUGAAUGAGAGAAGACGAGACGGAACAACCAUAAUGAACCAUUUUUUUAUGGUAGCGAGUGAUGAGAGAACUGUCAGUCACACAGCGUGCAUCUGUACAUGCACCGAGAUUCACCUGCAGAACACGUGUUUUACACAGACUCUGAAGACAUUGUACAGAAGCUCCUGUGUCAGAGCGCGGACGAAACCAUUAUUUACACUGCUUCAGGGCCGUCAUUACAACUGUACCUAUAAUUUCAGUAUAAAAUGUGGUGUUGCUAACGGCAACACAACUGACAAAUGUUCCUAGUAUUAUUAUGUUCCAUUUCCCCCUGAGGACAAAUGUGACUCACACGUCGACACAAAGGCCAAACUCACUUUAAGAUCUGGAAACGAUUUGCACUGAAACCACGAUCGGAGGAAUAGUUCAAAAGUUCGGGAAAACACGCUUUUUUUGCCCAGAGCGAGACGAGACGAUAAUGUUUAAUGUUUGUACAACAGAUAUGAAUAUAUACCCAGCAGGCAGUUAGCCUAGCUUAGCAUAGAGGCAGGAAGCAGGUGGAAACAACAGAGAAGCGUUUUUCCAAAAAAAAAAAAAAAAAAAAUGCCCGAACUAUUCCUUUAAUUUGCCUUGGAGCUGAUGCCACCAACUGCUCACUUACUGCUGUGACCUUGCUCCUGUGACGAACAGCGGCUGAAACUCUCAGGACGUCAGACGUGACUGAUUUCAAACCCAGUUUUGAUGAACAAGAGAGGCUGAUGGAAUCCAUACCAGCAUUUUGUAAAAUCAUCGCUCUGUCCUUCACUGCCGCUAUUUAAAGGAAUCAUUUUGACAUUUUGGGAAAUAUGCUAAUUCACUGCAUUGAAAAUUGACACCACUCUCAGCCAGGUGUGUGUGUGUGUGUGUGUGUGUGUGUGUGUGUGUGUGUGUGUGUUUUUUAAUUAGUGAGCUUUAGGGGAUCUGGUCGCUGGAUUUUGUUACUUUUGUACCGGCUAGCUGUUUCCCCCUGUUUUCAGUCUUUAUGCUAAGCUAGGCUAACUGGCCACUGGCUAUAACUUCAUAUUUAAUGAACAGGCAUGAUGUAUGGUGUCAAUCUUCUCAUCUAACUCUCAGUGAAUGAGUGUAUUUCCCAACAUAUCAAAUCAUUUCUUCCACAUUUACAAUUAUCCGGUUGCUAUUGCUUUUCAGUAUUCAAUAAGAAAUGUCAUUUACUGAGAAACAACCGGACGACUCACUGUACGUGUCACAUGACAGAGAAACAGGAUCCCAGGCUUUUGUAGUAAACAUGUACAAUAUCGGAUCAGUUUACACUAUUCAUUUUAUUUAUUUAUUUAUUUAUUUUGGUCAUUGUGUUUUCAGGACUGCUGUCACGAUAUAUUAUUAUAUAUAUUGAUUUAUUCAAUACAAAAUAAUUCACAUGGCGACUUCCUUCCUCCGUUCAGACACACUGAUGCACAUCUCACGUCAGACGUUCUUGAUCCUCCCUGAAAUUUGAUGUACAUACUGUAACUGCACUUUUUCUUUCAGCUCACGUUAAUUACAUGGCUGUGUUGUCAACAAUGUUUUUGCUCAGUGAUUUCCGGCCUUGCUGUUUUGUUUUGUUAAGUCUUUACACAACAUUAUAAUUUCCUAUUUGUGUUGUAAAUAUAAAACACAGUAUCACAGCUUGUGAUCAUUUCCAUUCUUUCCUAAAGGAGAAAGUAGAGUAAGUGAAGACGGAUAUAUACACACAGUACUAUCUCCAAAACGACGGCUGUUGGCGUACAGAGCUCGCACCGCACCAUCUGCACCGCUUGGUUGAGCGACUUGCGGCGCGUAGGAGUGACAUCACCUGCCAGGGGUCGGCCGCCUGACAGAGGCCCAACAUCCCGUAGCAAAGCAAGAACGCAUCACUAAUGUACCAGCGCUCAGCAACACUUUCCUAACGAGCGUGCAGGCCUGAAAUAUUAACUACACUUGAAUUUACAUCAUGUUCCUUUUUAAAAUUUGUUGGUCGGUUUGUUGCCAAGAACACGAGCACUUCAACUGUCUUUAUCUGGCUUUACUGCACCGACUCAACAAUUCUAACUUCUCCUAUGAAGUAACUGUAACUGGCUCAUAACACGGUAGCAGAGUUGUAAUAAGGCAAUGUUUACAUAUGUACACAUACUGUGUGUUCUUACUUCAUAUCUACAUAUAUUUCAUCUAUGGAAAUUGACUAUAUGUACAUAUUUCACAUUUGCAUAUGGGAUAAAGUUUUACUGGUUUAGGGUGAAAUAAAAUGCACAGAACCAAAACAGUCUCAUAAUAAUGAAUAAUGCUGAAUAAGGUAUUAACCUGCUCAGUGACCAGAAGGAAUGAACGACCUCAGCUGAUUCUCGCAGGUCUGCUCAGAAAACCUCUGAUGAAAACGACUAAGGGUCCCUGUUUGAGGGUUUGACAUUAGGUACAGCUGAGGCUGAUGGGAAUGGCGCCACUAAAGUCAUUAAGUUUCAUCAUCUGGGCACCGUGAAUGUCUGAUGUUUGACUGUUUGACUUAAAAUUACAAAUCGAAACCAAACAGUGUCUCCAGAGGAAAAGUCGGUAGGUUUUAUCCACUUGGGACCAUGAAUGUUUGUAUAAAACUUAACGGUAACAUAUCAAAUACAGUUCGUUCACGUAUCGUGUAUUUACAGAGGAGGUCUGUGUUUUUUUGCAGAUUGAAACGACGGUAACUAUAAUAAAGACAUGAUGCCUGUUUUA